Thermochaetoides thermophila DSM 1495 is the source of this 1200-nucleotide messenger RNA. Its product is annotated as aminotransferase-like protein. The record is from RefSeq and is a predicted model, not a curated record. The coding region runs from base 1 to 1200 and encodes 399 amino acids. Gene Ontology annotation, molecular function: catalytic activity; pyridoxal phosphate binding. NCBI's taxonomy places the organism in Eukaryota, Fungi, Ascomycota, Sordariomycetes, Sordariales, Chaetomiaceae. The transcript has 2 exons. Gene Ontology annotation, biological process: biosynthetic process.
AUGGUCAAGAUCCAGCCCUUCGAAGUCGAGCAGUGGAUGGACAGGCUGGAAACAACGCCGGGUGUUCUAAACCUUGCAGAGACUUGCGCCGCGUCGGUGUCACUUGACGACCUCAUUCGCAUGUGUGAGGAUAAGAAUUCACAGAAUCCACUCUGGCUGUCCGCAAAAUUGACCUACGGUGCCAUCCGAGGUUCCAAGACUCUCCGCCGCCGUGUCGCCGCUCUAUACGAUCGUGCCUCCGAUGCAGAGCCGUUAUCCAGCGAGAAUGUUCUUAUCUCGCAGGGAGCUAUCGCUGCUAACUUCCUGCUCCUGUAUACGCUCGUUGGCCCCGGAGACCAUGUGAUUUGCGUCUACCCAACCUAUCAGCAGUUGUAUGCUGUACCAGAGAGCCUUGGGGCCGAAGUUUCCCUGUGGAAGCUGAAGGAAGAGAAUGCCUACAUCCCUGAUGUGACCGAGCUUGAGGGGCUAGUGAAGCGUAACACCAAGAUGAUCGUCAUAAACAACCCCAACAACCCAACCGGCAGUACUAUCCCGCCGUCCGUUCUUCUUCAAAUCGUCUCCUUCGCCCAACAGCGCGACAUCAUCAUUUUUUCGGAUGAAGUUUACAGCCCACUCUACCACUCCCUUCCGUCGGCUCAACCAGCGCCCCCUUCGAUCCUCUCACUAGGUUAUGCCAGAAGUGUAUCCACGGGCUCCAUGUCGAAGGCUUUCUCCUUGGCAGGAAUCCGCAUAGGUUGGAUUGCGUCCCGUGAUCGAACCAUUAUCGAGGCUGUUGCUGCUGCCCGAGAUUACACUACUAUUAGUGUGUCACAGCUCGACGACCAAGUCGCCAGUUUCGCUCUGUCGGAGUCUGUCGUGGGACCGCUGCUAAAGCGGAAUCUGGGGCUGGCCCACCAAAACUUGGGUCUUUUAGAAGCUUUCAUUCUGCGGUAUAAAGAUCACUGCGAAUGGGUAAAGCCAACCGCUGGGACUACCGCUCUGGUGAGGUUCAAGCACCGGGACGGGACCCCAGUUGACGACCCAAGUUUUGUAUUGGAUUUAUUGGAUAAGACUAAGGUUCUGGUUAUGCCGGCAUGCCCAUGCUUUGGAUUGGGAAAAGAUUUCGUAGGCUAUGUGAGAUUCGGGUACGUGUGCGAGACGGAAAUUUUGAUCGAGGGGUUGAGGAGGCUAGGGAAGUACAUCGAGGAACACCUUCAGUGA